Malassezia globosa CBS 7966 is the source of this 504-nucleotide messenger RNA. RefSeq lists its product as uncharacterized. Bases 1 to 504 code for a protein of 167 amino acids. The record is from RefSeq and is a predicted model, not a curated record. NCBI's taxonomy places the organism in Eukaryota, Fungi, Basidiomycota, Malasseziomycetes, Malasseziales, Malasseziaceae. The transcript has a single exon.
AUGCCCACAACGAACUGGGCAAACCCUGCUACCCAGAUUCCCAAUCGGAAACCCAUAAAGACGAUGUACCGUGUGCCUCUCGGCUCAGGUGCCUCAAUAACAGAACUCAAGUCCCGUGUCAUGACGGCGAAAGAGGCAAGCCGUGCCAAUACACUCUUGAACAAGAGACGUGGUGCUGCGCUUGUUGUAGAACACGAAACACCAGGCAUGUGCGUCGUACCACCUAUCGCUGUACCAAAAGGCGUUCAACUUGGCGUUGGACCUGGACAAAAGAACGUGAUGCAGUCUCUCCUUGAUAGCCAAGUCCGCGGUGGCGAUUACUCUAUGUAUAUGCCUGGCGCCGCGUUGCGCAAGCUGCCAUCCGAUGUGAAGCAGGCAAAGAAUCCCGAAUCACUUGCCCAGAUCCAGGCUGAUCAGGCCUUGGCUGAAAAUGCAACCAUUCAUCCCAUAGGCCGCCGCUUUCUUAUUGAGAGGCUCAGUGCUCAGCUUCACACACCGAGCUAA